AUGGAGGAUACUGUCCCAUUGUUUCACGACCCAAACGACCCCGUCGUGGCCAUCUCCAAAGCUGACCGGAUCCCCAAACAGCUAUCCGAUGCGGAGCGGUGGGAGCAGGCCCUCGACCCACCCCGCGAUGGGCACCUCAUUGCCGGCCUCCCUCCCCAGGCAUGGGCACGCAUCUUCGCCCACCACUUCGCAUCACCCACCCCACAGCACACAGCCCCACUGCGCAUCUGCAACGACCUGUAUCCUCUCGCCGUGGUUGCGCUGUAUGCGCAUCCGCGCGUCGGCUACAGUGGUAUCCGUGGGCUCUACACUGCGCUUUACGAGCCCAUUCCCAGUAUGGGGUUAACUCGCGCGAAUCUUGUGCGCACACUCGAUGUGUGGCCUACAGUCUCGCACACAAGUUCCCACGACAAGCUAUAUGAUCUAGCUGCUGGGGUAGUGACCAGGCAGCAUUCCCUCUCAACUGACACGAAGCUGAACGGGAUCGACUUCGCAGGUGUUCCACAGAGCAGUAACGGGCACGCUGAGCAGUUUCCCGAGCCCCUUCCCGAGCCCCUUCCCGAGCCCCUUCCCGAGCCCCAGGCGGCUGGGCACAUGCAGGCCCAGCCGAUGGCUCGCCGUUCUUCGCCCCCGUUAUCUCGUGCCACGAGUGCUAUAGACGACACCCUCCCGAGUCUCCUCUACCUCCUCUCACUCGACCACCUCGCCAUGCACGACGUAUACGUUCCGGACGCAGUCUCCGCGCGAGUCCUUCUCUCGGCGCUGUCAUCGAACAUUCCCCGCACCGCCCAGAUCGAGCUACGCAUGUGGCCUGCUGAACUCGUCGGGCGCGUGGUUUCGAACAGCCUUCCAAACUCGGCCCACCCCGCCCUCGUUGCCGACGUGAUUGACAAACUCGUGCCCGCCGUCGCUUCGAAUGAUGAACAGGCUCCAUCUCCGCCGGAGGCGAAUUCGCAGUGCCCUAUGAAGCGACCGAGCACUAAGGAGCAGCAGCUCGCCUCGGAGCGACAGCGCGCUUGGCUCGCCGCUGUGAUCACCGGGCAGCGCUUCGACCUUGCACUGUUCGCCGAGUCUGAAGCCCUCUCACGCUCUCAGCAUGCGAUGCUCCUCGAGUGGCUCGUUGGGCUAUAUGCAGGAAAGCAGGGGUUGGAUUGGUCUGACCGCGAUCCGCUGCCGCGCGUGCCCCUCGACCGGACGAGGCUGCUAUCCCUCCAGCAGGCCCUCAAGGAUGCGGGAACAGCACCGGACGACCGCAUGAUUGGUCCAUUCACAGAAGCACAAGCUGCUGCACGCGCAGAGUACGCUGCGUUCGCGAUGGACGCGGCGUCGCGGGCGUCAAAGGUCAAGUUGGACACAUGCCAGCGUGUCGAACAGACACUCGACGAGUUCAUCCAAGCACCACGGGUUACACUGGCGCCCGGCUUGGCGGAUCAGAAUACGGCCGCGUUUGCCCCCAUCACGCAGGACCUCGAGUGGCUAUUAGACAACGGGGAACAUCGCAUCGUGUUCAGCAUUUCGGACGCGCUGCAUACCAUUGUACGGAGAUGUGUUCGGAUGGUCUCAGCCGAGCUCGGCAAGAUUCCGCCUCCAACCAAAACGCUCAUACUCGAGAGGUUCGAUCCCGACCUGCCCAUCUUCGCGGAUGAAGUUCUCUCUCCGGCGCUGGCGAGUGAGUCCAACACCCCACUUGCGUCACGUAGGUCGUCCGGGCGAAGCCUCGACGACUCUGAGUCACACAGUCGCCUCGUGCACGCACCGAACGGUCCUCGCCCUCUCAAGUGGCUCGCAAACUGCUUACCGAUCGUUUCGCACUCCGCCGCCCCGCUUCUCCUCGAUGACGAUAGUGUGGGGGGUGUCGUUUAUGUUCUCCGUGAGCGACUCGCGGGGGUCUUGGGCCUGUGGGCACAAUACGAGCUCCCAAGGGAGGAAGGGAGCUACGCCACCAAUGCCUUGAGGGAGGACAAGAAAGUGUGCUCGCACCUCACUCUCAUCGCUGCAGACCCUCAGGCUGCACAGAUCCUUUGUCCGACAGACCGCAGUCUGUGGCCCCGUAUUGGCAUCGAAAAUAUCACCAUCGAGCUGGCAGCUCGCGUACCACCGCUCGCGGCACUCGGCGACCCGGACGUCUCUGCAAACCCAGAUGGCAAGGGUCUAUUACACCCAUCCACCCAGAACUUUGAGCUACGCGUACGGCCGGAUGAGUGGGCCGACGAGCUGUGGUUUGCGGGUUACCUCCCGCCCCAAGUAGGCAGGGUGCUCAUCGGCAGGGAGGGCAUUGCCGCGGUCGAGACGUGGUGUGAAGAGGACGAGGAGAUGGCUGGAGAGGAAGAACCUGUAGAAGAGGAGGAUGAGGAAGACUACGAGUGGGACUCUGGCGACUCGGACUACAUUGAUAUCGACGAGGACGAGCUUGCACCCGGCUUUGACGGUGCUGCUGGUGAGAACUUUAACUCGGCCGCUGCAGCUGCUCAGGCCGCGCGCAUUGCUGCGCGCGCCCAGGAUUAG
Molecule: messenger RNA, 2505 nt
Organism: Cutaneotrichosporon cavernicola
Lineage: Eukaryota; Fungi; Basidiomycota; Tremellomycetes; Trichosporonales; Trichosporonaceae
Exons: 1
Coding region: 1-2505 (834 amino acids)
Source: RefSeq, a predicted model, not a curated record